AUGCAUCAUUAUCUAUCCUCAUCUAUCUAUCUCACAUUUCACCUCUCUCUAUACCGCUAUCUCUGUCUGUUUCAUUUCUAUCAUCUAUCUAUCUAUCUAUCUAUCUAUCUAUCUAUCUAUCUAUCUAUCUAUUUAUCUCAAUCUGCACAUUAUCUUCCGUCUGUCACAUUAUGUAUCUAUCUCAUGCACUAUCUAUCUAUCUAUCUAUCUAUCUAUCUAUCUAUCUAUCUAUCUCAUUCUGAACAUUAUCUAUCUAUCUAUCUAUCUCUGAAUAUUAUCUAUCUAUCUAUGUAUCUCAGUCUGCACAUUCUCUAUCUCAGUCUGCACAUUAUCUAUCUAUCUAUCUAUCUAUCUAUCUAUCUAUCUAUCUAUCUAUCUCAAUCUACACAUUAUCUACCUCGGUCCGCACAUUAUGUAUCUAUCUGUCUCAUCUAUCUAUCUAUCUAUCUAUCUAUCUAUCUAUCUAUCUAUCUGAAUCUAUCUAUCUAUCUAUCUAUCUAUCUAUCUAUCUAUCUAUCUAUCUAUCUAUCUCAUUCUGAACAUUAUCUAUCUGUCUAUCUAUCUAUCUAUCUAUCUAUCUAUCUCAAUCUGCGAUAUUAUCUAUUUCAGUCUGCACAGUGUCUAUCUAUAUCUAUCCAUCUCUCUGUCUUUCUAUCUAUGGUUUUAUUUCCUCUUUCGCCCUGUUGGAAAUCUGCCAGUUCCGAGCCCGAAAAGCCGAUGAGGUCCGGAAUAUGGCCAUGGAGGCGACUUUGCCAUCAUUGGAGAAGACGUUGUGUACUACAUGUCAGCCAACAAUGGACGGAAGAGAAUCGGUUUCCAGCUUGCGUGGACGGCGCACGCGGUCCUCGGCCCCGCGGCACCACAGAUAAUACGGAAGGAGACGUGUUGUCUGCUCUCGUCAAAAGAAGUACGGGGGCCGACAUGUUCUGUGUUGCGUGCAAUAGAAAUAUUUUAUAG
Molecule: messenger RNA, 957 nt
Organism: Acanthosepion pharaonis
Lineage: Eukaryota; Metazoa; Mollusca; Cephalopoda; Sepiida; Sepiidae
Source: the annotation of a GenBank genome assembly